AUGGCAAUGACACCGUUCGCUCUUUCCCUGCUGGGAGUAGAGCAAUCAUCUGGACAGCGGCGACAGCGAGACGUGGCAGAUGGCGACGCAGAGGUUCCAACAGAAGUUCAGCCUGCGCCGGAAGUCCGUCCCGCCCGGCCAUCUAGGAACAGAGCGACGAGCUACUACAACGCAUUCCAAACCGUGUGCUCGACUGCGAAUGAUGAGCCACCAACUUACGAGUAUGCUGCACGUCAACGACUACCCCAGCGGCAUCCGGACUAUCUCCGGGAGACUCUGCCUGGGUAUUCGUGCUCUGUAGAGGCAUCUGCCAUCGUGCUGCUCCAACUGGAGUCCAUGAGCCCGCUCCACGAUCCAAGCGAGAGCGAGUGGCGAGAAGCCUACCUGGUGGUGCAAGGGACUCUGCUCAGUUUCUACAGAGCAAAGGAAAAAGGACCUGGCAAACUGCUCAGGAGCUACACUUUGCAGCAUGCUGAGGUCGGGUUGGCUCUGGACACGCAGCAUGAGGUGCUCGUUCCGCAGACACGGCUAGCACGUUUGGUGCCUUCUUCGGCACGACGGAAAGCUAUGCAGAAGGAUCCGGACAUGUUCAGGAUUGUCCGGCAGCACUCGCUACGGCUGCGAGUUGAGACUGAUCAGAUUGUCAUUGCGCAUGCCUCUGAGGAGCACAUCCAUGGCCUGGUCCACGCCAUUAGUGCUGGGAUUGAUAUUGCUCAGGCGAUUGAUGAGCGAAGCCUUCCACGACUAUGCACUGUGCCUCGGUGGAGGAGAAGACAGCGCGCAAGCCAGACUGGUGAUAUCACUGAUCCGGCUGUUGUUGCUGAGCAGGAGCGGAUUCUGAGGGACAUGUACCCGGCGUUCGCGGAGCAGAACCCAGAGACGAGACCGAGCUUCGAGCGGACAGUGACCAACGCAACGCAAGCAACAAUUCCAACUGCCCAGACACCAGCCCGAGAAGAAGACGAACUAGAUCUCGCAGCAAUCCGCGAGGACGCAGCAGGCACCAGCGACGACCCGAGCAGACGCCCUCCCAUGUCCCGCAACGUCACCUCCUCCACCAUCAACUCCACCUACUCCGCCGACAUGCUCUACGCCACCCUACCCACCAACUUCACCAGCGCCGGCAAAUGGGCGCCCCCGCACUCCCGCACCCCGUCCCAAAUCCAACGCUACAUCCGCCGCUGCAUGCCCAUCCUCCCCGCCGACGCCGUCCGCGCCUCCGACAUCCUCAUCUGCCACGGCCAGCGCGUGAAAAUCAACUGGCGCAUGGAGCUGCUCGAGGAAUGGGAACUCCAGCCACCGACGUAUAAAUCCCACCAUUUCAACCAUAGCGAGGACCAAGAGCAAGACCAGACUCUCGACCUCACCCGCACGCACUCGUGCUCGCAGAACUCUGCCUCUGAAUCCACGCCGAACCCGCACGCUUCAACCUCCGACCUCGGCAGCGACGACCACAUCACGCGUUGCGACGAAACAGAGACAAGUACACGCCUCGCGCCGCUCGAUCGGUCGAAAUCCGCAGUCUUGGACAAAGGGACGUCGUCGGCCACGCGCCAGACGUCUUCGCCGAAGCCCGCCGCGGCGCCGCAGCGACAUCACCACCCGGGACAGGAUGUUCAUGGUGUGGUGUUUUGCUUUUAG
Saxophila tyrrhenica is the source of this 1641-nucleotide messenger RNA. RefSeq lists its product as uncharacterized. The coding region runs from base 1 to 1641 and encodes 546 amino acids. The transcript has a single exon. Lineage: Eukaryota; Fungi; Ascomycota; Dothideomycetes; Mycosphaerellales; Extremaceae. The record is from RefSeq and is a predicted model, not a curated record.